Nematostella vectensis (starlet sea anemone) is the source of this 2353-nucleotide messenger RNA. RefSeq names its product serine/threonine-protein kinase Nek8. Gene Ontology annotation, molecular function: protein kinase activity; ATP binding. Gene Ontology annotation, biological process: protein phosphorylation. Lineage: Eukaryota; Metazoa; Cnidaria; Anthozoa; Actiniaria; Edwardsiidae. The record is from RefSeq and is a predicted model, not a curated record. Bases 191 to 2287 code for a protein of 698 amino acids. The transcript is spliced from 4 exons.
UAAGUGUUUUUACCCUGCAAUAAUGGCAUUUUAUCCACUUUUGUGUGACGUCUCUCCCCUCCCAUAGUAUAGUUUUGGUAAAAAAAAAGGGGUUGAAUGUUGCUCGGAAUAACAGUACCCGAUAACAGUGCCUCAAUGUAAUUUCUAAAAUCGCCACAUUGACUUGAGAGUAAAGCUCGCCGGAUCUGUGAUGCAGAACUACGAGAAAGUCCGGAUCGUCGGCCGUGGCGCCUACGGGACGGUGUACUUGUGCCGACGAUUAGUCGAUAACUUUCUCGUCAUUAUCAAGCAAAUUCCAGUUGAAGAAAUGACAAAAGAAGAGCGUCAAUCUGCCUUAAAUGAAGUUAAGGUGCUCUCGAUGUUCCAACACCCAAAUAUAAUUCGUUAUUACGACAGUUUCGUACAGGAAAAAGCACUGAUGAUCGUAAUGGAGUACGCCCAAGGGGGGACUAUCUACGACUAUCUUCAACAGCGAGGAGGGAAAUUGAUGGACGAAGACGAAAUACUGCGACUUUUUGUGCAAAUCCUGUUAGCCCUUCGACAUGUUCACAAGGGUCAAAUCCUACACAGGGACCUUAAAACACAAAAUAUCCUACUAAAUAAGAAACGAAAGGUUGUGAAAAUAGGGGACUUUGGUAUUUCUAAGAUUCUCAGCAGUAAGAGCAAAGCAAAUACGGUAAUUGGGUCUCCGUGUUAUAUCUCCCCUGAGUUAUGUGAGGGAAAGCCAUACAACCAGAAAAGUGAUGUUUGGUCACUCGGUUGUGUCCUUUAUGAGCUUACCACCUUAAAGCGAGCGUUCGAGGCAUCUAACCUCCCAGCACUAGUGUUAAAGAUAAUGCGAGGGUACUUCUCACCAAUACCUGAGAGGUACAGUGAGGAGUUGCGUAAACUAAUCCUGGACAUGCUGGUACUGGAUCCAACCAAAAGACCAGGUAUCAAGGAAAUUAUGGCCCAACCUGUUAUUGUCAAUGCAUUGUUUGACUUGCCAACAGAUGUUGGCCGAGUGCCAUGUACACGGUUCCCUAGGACUGGAGCUGGUAUUGCCGCCGCCAUUCCACCAUCACGCUCUAGACCAUCCAUUUCAACUCAGUGUAGGAGCAAGCAAUUUCCAAGAACAUCUUCCACAAGCUCAGCAAGCACUAUACUGGAAGGGCUGCCUGAGAACCUCGGAGUAUUCGCUAUGAAGCCACAAGAGCCCCAGCACAUGGUAUACCACUGGGGCGGAGGGAUAACCUACCCAAACCCUCUGCCGCUUCCCCAGCACGAUUCUGGUGUUGUCCAAGUGUCAUGUGGUAGGACAUUGAUGACGGGUGUGACCGCAAAUGGUCGAAUGAUACUCUGGGAGGGCAGUAAGUCCAGCGGUCUGAUGUCUUCUGGUGGGAAAAAUGAGAAAACUGUGUGGGUACCACGUUUCCUGGAAGGCCAGUCUGGCAUCACUAUAACAAAGGUGUCAUGCGGUGACCUCUUUACAGCUUGCCUGACAGACCGAGGAAUCUUGAUGACCUUCGGGAGUGGCACGUACGGGUGUCUUGGUCAUGGCACAACUAACUACGUGAGCCAAGCCAAGAUUGUGGAAGAUCUGCUGGGCUUCGAGGUGGAGGACAUCUCAUGCGGAUCAUCGCACAUCAUGGCUGUAACUGCUGACCACGAGGUGUUUGCAUGGGGCCGUGGCGAUAACGGUCGCCUGGGGACUGGGUCGCAGCAAGAGUAUUGGUCCCCCAAGGCAAUUAGCCUCCCUGAAGGCAUGCGCGCGCGCUCGGUCCAUUGCGGCGUGGACUGCUCGUUUGCCAUCACCUUAGAAAACAAGCUUCUCGCGUGUGGCAGUAACAGAUGUAACAAGCUUGCCCUGGAUAACGAAGAUGGGCCUGUGGAAGAGGUUGCCGUGCUGCGUCAGGUUUCUGUUCCGGACUUUAAUAGCGUGGGAACGUCAUCUGUUGCUAUGGGCACAUCACAUACGCUCGUGCUAUUACAGAAUGGCAAGUUGUACUCGUUCGGAUCAAACUCUUUCGGUCAGCUAGGGUACGUACGGGAGGGCGUGUCCCGCUUCCCCCAGCUCAUCGAGUCAUUGAAUGAUGUAUCAUACGUCGCUUGUGGAGACACGUUUUCUGUCGCUGUUUCUUCUGACAGUGAGGUGUUUGUCUGGGGAAAGGGGGCCAGGGGUCGCCUAGGUAACAAAGCAGACGAGGACGUCAGAGAACCCGUCUGCUUGUCGCUCCCGGCGGCGGUCCAAGUGUUAUCGGUCUCUUGCAGCAACAGCGGCACGCUACUUUGUGGAAAGAAACUGUGAAGUAACGAGUAUUGCAGCACGCUACUUUGUGGAGAGAAACUGUGAAGUAACGAGUAUUGCGGCACG